AUGGCCUCCCUUCGCAGCAUCGGUCGUGUGGUGUCUGCUCUAAGGAUUAUAUCAGUUGGCUAUCAUGCAAGAAAAAUUCAUACAGGUCGACCAUUGUCUGCAUAUUGGAAUAAGGACUGGGCUCCUGGUCCAUAUCCAAAAACCCAAGAAGAAAGGGAAGCAGCUGCUAAAAAAUAUGGCCUUAGAAUAGAAGAUUAUGAACCCUAUCCAGAUGAUGGCACUGGAUUGGGUGAUUAUCCUAAACUGCCUGAUAUCUCUAUGGAAGGCAAAGAUGCCUAUGAAAACUGGGAUAUUCCUGCCUUGAAAAGAAAUUUUGGUGAACCUGUUCAUGCUGAGGCCAACUGGCUACGAGAAGAUCGAAUGAGCCCAGAUGUAGUUGCAACAAUGCGUAUUCCUAUAUGGCAACAAUUCUUAAUGUUUAUGGGAAUCAUGGGAGGCACAGCCCUUUUAGCAUAUCUUGUAUCACCAAUUAAACUUCACAUGGCAGUGAUGCCAAAGCAAUAUCCAUUUAAUGAGUUAUGUGUUGAAAAAGGUUUGAAAGAUGAAGGCAAACCCAUUAUCCACUACACAUUUGAACCGGCAGAUUGA
Molecule: messenger RNA, 588 nt
Organism: Acanthosepion pharaonis
Lineage: Eukaryota; Metazoa; Mollusca; Cephalopoda; Sepiida; Sepiidae
Source: the annotation of a GenBank genome assembly